[Torrubiella] hemipterigena is the source of this 4734-nucleotide messenger RNA. Lineage: Eukaryota; Fungi; Ascomycota; Sordariomycetes; Hypocreales; Clavicipitaceae. The record is from the annotation of a GenBank genome assembly.
UUGUUGCCAGCACAGCCGUAAUCUCUUCCGCGUAUGUCUUUGACGCCUUCUCUGUGUUCCGUCAACACCGCCCGCGCAGUCUCUGUUGAUUGCCCUCUGCCGACCUUGCGCUGCUUGCUUCGCUCUCUCUUUUCUAUUAUUUUAUUGCAGCCAGCAUAGUAUUAAUGCUGAAAGCAACAACAGCCCUCUCUCCAUCGGCAUCCUCCGCUGCCCAUCUGUCUGCGGAGUCUUUGCCACCACCACCCUCCACCGGACCAACUCAUACAGUGGCCUUCCACCCCCGUAACGGGUACCCCAACAGAGGUCUACAGGGCACACACAGCCGACGGACUUAGUGCCUGCGUGUCUUGCUAAACCAACAGCCUCAGCCUGCGUUUUACCCCCUCGCGCGCCGCAGCUUUCUUGUUGAACUGUUUUUCUUCGCUUCGUUUGCCCGGCUGGAUGCAAGUUAGCUGCCUCUUGGCGCACCAUGCCGGGCUCUUUUGCCCCUACAGGGAUUGAUAUCCUUUGCGAUGCUGCUCACUCCGAACGUGCCAUGUCCACAUCCACUAACGGCGAUGCUCGUCCGCCUACCGCCCAACACAACCACCACCACGGCAGCCACAGCAACAGCCACCACGUCAAGAAAUCCGACUCCAUCUCCUCUAUAGCUUCAACCGCAACCCAGAUCGCGGCCAGAAAGGCUGUGGCGGCUACCACCGGUGGCCCUGUGGUGCCAGCAAAGCGCAAACCGUCGCCGUCGGGUUCCUCUCACGUCUGUCCCAUUUGCCAGAGAGUCUACGAGCGAGCCGAUCACCUUUCCCGCCAUUUGCGAUCUCACGUAAACGCCCGCCAGUACGAAUGCACACGAUGCCCCAAGAGAUUCAACAGAGCCGACUUACUUUCACGCCAUGAGGCCACCCACGAUCGCGAGUCCAGCCGCCGGGGCCGUUCGUCGCAUCGUCGCGGAGACCGGGCCACCGAGGCCUGCCACAACUGUGCUGCUUCCAAGGCCAAGUGCGACGAUGUCAAGCCCUGCUCUCGCUGCGUUAGCAAGGAUAUUGUCUGCGAAAGUACUUCCCGUCGUGCUGAACCACGCCGGAGCUUGGAAAACGGCUCUGCAACACCAAUGUCCGACGUAUCUCCGGCCCGCUCCGUCGUCAGCGGCGAGUACCCCCAAGGCCAAAAUUACGUCUCAGAACAGUCUUCGCGGUACAGUGGCGCCGUUUCUGAUUCACAUAGGCUGGGUCGAUUUGCUGAAGACCAGAGUAACCGCUCGCUGCCGCUGCGGCACCCCGAAGAUCUAGAAGACCCUUUGGAUAAGCUGCUCUUUGAAACCCAAAGAGUUCCCUUCCGUGACCAGCCGCUCAAGUGGCCAACACGCCUGGACCGUUUGAUGUUACCCAAAUGGAAUAGCCAUGGAAGAUCAAGCCCCAGCAAUAGAAGCUAUACUACGUCUGAGGGCCAUACUAAUGGCAGAGGCUCAUCCUCAGGCUCGACAAACGGCCCUUAUAAGCCCAACGGCAUAAGCAUGCUGCUCGGCCCGGAUACCACCUUUCAGCCACCCAUGGUUCGCGCCAACGAGCCUGCAAAGAUUCACUAUCUCGUAUUGACAUCGUGCGAACGUGACGCCGUCUACGCUCUCUUUUUGGAACGCCAACAAGGACGCGUCAAAGGCUUUCCGUCGUUGGAGACUCUCAAUGAGCUUCUUCGCGAAGGAGCACAUAGUACAGCCAGUGGCGUACGCAACUUGCUGCACAUGCCCUCGUUGCAUGCCUCCACAACGUCGACAGAGUUGGUAGCUGCCCUAAUUGCCAACUCGGCCAAUUCAUAUGUCGACCCAGAAGUGCACAAGUUUGGCCACAUGCUUGCAAAAGCUGUCGCCGCCGAGAUACUGCACAAGCUCUCUUCCAGUGGCCCAAGCUCCAUCGACCUAGAGGCUGCCCAGGCUGCUGUUCUCUGUGUAGAGAUUUGCUUCUGGAGCGGCUCACAACGCGAAAUGGAGCAGGCGGAAACUAUCACGAAUCUUCUCAUCCAUAAACUCCGACGUGCUGGAAAGCUAUCAUUUAGCACCGAUCCGCUUGACGCAUUUCCAUUACCGACUGACCUGCCGCCUGUGGUGGAAACAAAGUGGCAGCACUCUGUGCGCCGCGAAUUAUACAAAAGGCUGGUGCUCCGACUCUACGCUCUCGACGUUCAAGCCUCAAUCAUUGCUACCAAUGCACCAUCCAUUCCCUUUAGGGAUCUCACAUUUAGCCUGCCGACAUCACGGGAGCUAUGGGAGGCUGACAGCGCACCAUCAUGGCGCAAAACAGCUCUUGCAUCACCGCUGCGGCCGCGCCGGUUGCCUCGAGUAUCAGAUAUCAUGGAAGGGCUUGGGCUCGCCUCGCGGCGAGAGGUUGAUCCGCAUGAUGAAGACCUCAGCACCUGGGCUAUGCUUAAUGGUUGGUACGGCUUGGUAAUUUCGUACAGGGAAACACUUCGCAGCCAUUAUCCUGGAGCCCGCGGUCUGGCAAACUCGUGGGACUCCAACCAUGCGCCAGUAUCGAUCCAGUCUCAAUAUACCGAUCUCUACCGCGAUCUGAGCAGCUUUUCGCGGUAUAUGAAUGGACCCGAGGGCGGCAUUGAGCUCCUCUUACAAGUGGAGCUUUUGCAAAUGCUACUGCACGUACCGUCCGACGAACUGCAAGAUGCUGCAGGUCGAAGCGGUGCAGAACCCAUUGACCGUGCGAUGAAGCAGAUUCAGGUUGAAUGGAGGGACACCAAGGUGGCUAGGGCAGCGCUGCGGCAUGCCGGCCAAGUUUUGCGAUAUGCAAAAGAACUGCCGCCUUGUAGGCUGACCGACUUCCGCGCCAUGACUGUCUACUUUGCUGGCCUAACUAUGUGGUUGUAUACGCUGCUCAUCGGGCCUAUCCAGGUUGGUGGGUUGCGUACCAACGGCUCAAGCCCAGCAGAGCACUCUGGGAUUGUCUACAUGGACGGUGACGACGAGUUUGGGAUCAAGGGAUUCAUUGAAAAGGACGGAACGCCAGCUGUGCGGUGGGAGAGUAGCGCCGGGUCCGAGCUACACCACGGACAGGUACACAUUCUAGAUGUUGUACGCGGCGUUUUGCGCAACAGCUUCUCCAAGGAGGGCGGUCUGGUGCCGCCUCUUGUUGAGUCGCUCGACACGUUUCUUAUGCAGGUGAAGCUGGAGCACCACGCGCGGCAUUCGAGCCGGCAUGAUGGCCAGUAUGAUGGACGGCGCAAUAGCAGCCACUAGUAUGCCAUAGACUUAUUGAGAGGGAAAAGAUAACCAAUCACAGGAGCAUAGAAGCCUGCAUGGGCGGCAUUAUGGGGUUGCUGUACAGUAUACGACGUUUUUACCUACACUUUUUCAUGCAUAUGCUUUUCCUGUAUGGGGGUUUCCUGUGUUAUGGACUACCCCAUCGGGCGUGCCUUGGUAGAUCGACAGGAGGAAAAAAAAAGACCCAUUGUGGUGUAAACCGGGUUAUAGGAACCAAAAACUUGGCUGUCGUGGCUGCAGAAUCUUGAUGUUGUCAUAGCCGAUUUGGCAUGAGCCGUGUCGCGAAUGGCCACCUUUGCCAAUUGAUGGAAUUAAAUAAUUUUGAAAAUUCACACCAUCUUUACGCUAUCAUAAUAGACCAACUACGGAUUAUAUAAUUAAUCCGCAUCUUCAGCGCCUCGUUUAUAUGCGCAGAACCCCGAAGUCAUAUAGCCGUUUGCUGUGACAUCAUACAAAAAAGACCCCACCCUCGUUGAGCUUCCUUGUCCCCGCCGUGCCCCCCAUCGCGAUCCCUAAGCUGUGAAAAUAAUUACCCCUCCCAACCCUUGUUGUUUCUUCUUCUUCUUUCUCUUCUACUCCUAUAACACAUAAGUUUUAUUUAAUUCUUUUAAACAAAACCCCCCAAAAUCAUCACAAUGUCUGCCAUGGAAGCCACCUCUGGCCACAGCGCCGCCUGCUGCAACCUCGCCCCCAUUGUCAGCGAGGGCUACGAGGCCAAGGGCACCUACGAGACCAUUGGCGACUACAAGACGUACGUCACGGGCCCCGAGGACGCCGAGCACGCCAUCAUUGUCGUCUACGACAUCUUUGGCUACUUUGACCAGACCAUCCAGGGCGCCGACCUGCUCGCCUACGGCGACGACAAGCACAAGUACCGCGUCUACAUGCCCGACUGGUUCAAGGGCAACCCGGCCAAGAUUGACUGGUACCCUCCUACCGACGAUGCCAAGAAGAGCAACUUGACGGCCUUCUUUGGCAACAACCCACCCCAGGGCGUUGCGGAUGCUCUGCCUCUGUAUGCCAAUGCUAUUAAGACGGCUUCCCCCCAGAUUAACCGCUUUGCUAUCCUUGGUCUCUGCUGGGGCGGCAAGGUCGUCUCCCUCGUCGCCAACCAGCUCACCAACCCCUUCAGUGUUCUGGCCGCCGUCCACCCCGCCAUGAUCGACCCCAAGGACGCCGAGGGCAUCACUGUGCCCAUGAUCCUGCUGGCUUCGGGCGACGAGCCUGCCGAGGACGUCAAGAAGUUUGAGGAGGCCCUUACUGGAACCAAGCACGUCGAGCGCUUCGACGACCAGAUCCACGGAUGGAUGGGCGCCCGCUCGGACUUGUCUGAUGAUAGAGUCAAGGCCGAGUACGAGCGUGGCUACUCGACCCUGCUCAAGUUCUUUGCUGAUAACUUGUAAAGAAGACAUUCACAAAAGGUAACGACAGUAUGGUAAUAUAAAAUAAAAAUAGUGAUCAUCAUCUAA